Messenger RNA from Culex pipiens pallens (northern house mosquito), 9701 nucleotides. RefSeq names its product nyctalopin-like. Gene Ontology annotation, molecular function: protein binding. NCBI's taxonomy places the organism in Eukaryota, Metazoa, Arthropoda, Insecta, Diptera, Culicidae. Bases 1573 to 3405 code for a protein of 610 amino acids. The record is from RefSeq and is a predicted model, not a curated record. The transcript has 5 exons.
GUGUUGUGUGCGGUUCGGGUUGUACGACAAAGGACCGCGGAUCGUAGGGGAUUCCUCUUUUUUGGACAGUGGUGGCAGUAAAUCAAAGCAGGCUUGCUCUCACUCUCUGUGUAGGGGAAUACAAGGAUCUUGACUGUUUUGCUGGGUGUUGUGGUUGUUUGAGGUGGAAUCUCGCAGCAGGUGAGCUGGGCUUGCGGAAUACGCCACUGUGGGACCUAUCAAUCAAUCAAGGCGGCGCGCGGCUUACCGGAGGUUGAGGGCUCGCGUGCCCUUGUGCAGGUUGGACCGUGGUCAGGACCAGGAUUUCGGAUAGGAGCGAAUCAUAUCGCUUUUACAGCAAGUGAUACAUAUUGCAUGAGCUUGUAGCAGGUGAAGCAAAAAACGUGGCAGCAAGCCACGACCAGACUGGAUCAAAGCAAUCCAGCAGGACCCACUCGGCGGAAGGAACAAAAAGUGGUGUGCAGUGCUGCCAUCUGUCCCACCCGGGUGGUGGUGGUGACCGAUAAGGGAACGGACCAUGUGGCUCGCCGCCACACAAGAUUAGGGUGAAAUUGUGAAGGCUUGUGCCCUGCGGACCUUUUCCUGCUUCCCUUCUACCGCGAACGCCGCAAAAAUCCCAGAAAACCAACAGAGUUUUCUCGGUGGAACGUCAACACUGGACGUGGCGAGGCCUACUUUUGUGGGGUCCCCGGGGCCGGAAACGGUGAAUAAAUCGAUGCGGUUACACAGCUAGAGCAGCGGUUUUUUGGCCACACUCACACCAGCUCGAGUCAGGGUUUACUUCGGUGUGGUGGUCGUGUAGGUUGGCAAAUUGGAAUCAUAAUCGGUUUUACAAGCGUGGCAGCGAACGAGAACAAUAGCUGGUCGUAAAUGUGGUAGUGUUCGUUUUUUUUUCUGCGGGUCUAGUCGGUAAAAUUGGGGAAACAAUCCGGUUCUGGACGGGCAAAAUUUGAGCUAUUAAUUUCCGGCCGAGAGUGGCGCUAAUUAAGCGCAAUCAAGUGAGUGUCAAAACGAGUGUUGUGGAGGAGAACAAUACCGAGGGGGGAAACAAUAGUGGAACGGAACGGGUGUGUGGUAGUGUGUACGUGUGAGUUCGAACGCGAGGUUCGCGAGGAAGCGUUCGGAACGGAACAUCGCGCAUUGUGAGUGUGUGAACGUCAACACCUUCUCCAUCAAACUUACGGGAGGCAAAGGCGCAUCGCCCCAUCUCCACGGAAGAACGCGUCCUCCUAGAAGGUGGAAGUUGUGUGUCAGCCAGCCUCGCUCUCUGUUCGUGACACAAUUUUCAUCAUUUUCCUCGUCACCCAACUCACCUGGCAGCCUCUUACAACAGAAUUACAACUUCAACCGACCACAUAGGAAUUAACUGCUCCCACGCACGACGACACAUCACGCACGUACACACACAGGUGAAGAUGCAUCUGUCACUGGCGGUGCCACACGACAUCCGAUGGAUUACCGUUGACCACCGCCGUCGACCGUGGUGAACUCCCAAGGGAGACAAACAGUACUCAGUCAGUUCUCUGUUUAUUGACGUUAUAAGCCAAAACAAAAAAAGAAGAAGAAGUCAGAAUGACGACCCGAUUACGACGACCUGCCACCAGCAGCUGUCGGCUUAUCCUCUGCUCAAUCACGCUCAUCCUGGUGGUCUUCCUCAAACAAGCGACCUCCUUCUGCCCCUCGGUAUGCACCUGCGAGAUGGACCCACAGGUGCGAACCUGGUGCAUCGGAGUCCACCUGGACGUGGUCCCCAUCCAGCUUAAUCCGGAGGUCCGGUACAUCAACCUCACCUCAAACGAAAUCCAAAACGUGCACUUUAUGCUCAGCUUCUACCACAAGCUCGAGGUGCUCGAUCUUUCGUUCAACGAGAUCAGUGACCUCGGCUCGCGCAACUUUGACACCCAGGAAAGCCUCAAAAUGCUCAACCUCAGCGACAACGCGCUCGUCACCAUCCCCAAAGACGCCUUCAAGGGACUCCGCAAGCUCCAAAUCCUCAAAUUGUGCAACAACCGCAUCGAAACCAUCCACACGACGGCGUUCUACGACCUGCGGAACCUCCUGGAGCUGGACUUCUCCAACAACGCCAUCAUCUCGCUCGAUCACGGCGUUCUCCGCCACCUGUACUCGCUGGAAACCCUCUCCUUCCAGAACAACCAACUCCUGGAGGUCCCGUACGAGCACAACGUGGAGCACCUGUCCCGCCUACAGACGCUCGAUCUGUCCGUCAACCUGAUCGAGUUCAUAGCGAACGAUAGCUACGCGAGUUUGCGCGAGCUGCGGACUCUGAAGCUGGCUGGAAAUGUGUUGACUGAGCUGGAUUACGGGGCGUUCAACGGGUUGAGUGCGUUGAGGGGACUGGAUCUGGCGGAUAAUAAUUUUACGGUCGUGCCAACGCUGCAAUUAUCAAAGCUGUGCAAUCUGACGUAUUUAUCGCUGAGUGGCAACAAUUUCGACGCGUUGCCGGCCGUGGCCUUCAUGAACCUGUUCCAGCUGCGGCAGCUCCAUCUGGACCGGCUCGACCGGCUGGAGCGGAUAGACGUCCGCGCCUUCGUCGACAACACCAACCUGCACGUCCUCUCGCUGGACGACAACCCUUCCUUCACGAGCCUGCCCCUCCGUCUGUUCCACGGCAACCCCGCCCUAGUGGAAAUCUCGAUGCGCCGCAACGGUCUCAUCCGUCUGGACGCCGUCCAGAUCCCACUGGACCACCUGCACCGACUCCGCCUCUCCGGCAACCCACUGGUCUGCAACUGCUCACUGCUCUGGCUGUGGCGGCUGGCCUCCGAGGGUGAUCCGGACGAUGAGUUCUUGCUGACUUCGGCGGCGCUGACCAGUGCUGCCGGAUCCGGGAUGGUCUCGGAUGCCGAGGACAGUUCCUCGGGACAUCCGCUGGUGAUCGACCGGGACGAGUUGGGGUGUGACUUGUACGAGGACGGGAGGAAGAUCCGGCGGACGCUUCGGACGAUGACGGAGUCCGACAUGGGUUGUCCGACGCACGUGGUGACCGUGGUCAGUGCCGUGUUCAGCUUGCUGCUGCUGCUGGCAACCGGAGCUAGCGUGCUGUACUUCUUCCGGCUGUCAAAGCGGCGGAAAAAGCUGCUCCAAGAUCCUCGUAAAACAGUCAACGAGCUGAUCCACGUGCCCCAGAAGGUGGACAAGCUGGAGCUGGAGCGGUACUUGGCCCAGCAGAGCCAGGCCGAGUAUCGACCGCUGCGAGGUGGUCCCUGGGAGGUCACUCCGAUGCUUAAGGACGACCAGCAGUUCCACCAGUACGGCAAUCCGCUGCACGAGUCCGAUCACUACGAAAGCUUCGAGUACUACCAGCAGCAACCGCAGCAGCAACCUCAACCGCCCCAAGUCCACCAGAAGCGAACGCUUCCCAGGCCGCACAUCGUGUACGUAUGACUCUAGACCGGCCGGAAGAUCCGUAGCAGUAUCGCUAGCAGUAGUAGAAAGAACUUCCGCGGUGGCAACAGCGUUCGGCCGCUGCUUGUCGAUAGCUCCGUUUGAGAACGAACCCAAAAGCUACUCAAAUCGUUGUAAAAAUUUACAUUAGAACAUGGUUUUUUUUUUUGCUGCUGCUUCCCCCGCACCCUUAAGGGGUGGCCCCCCUUUAUAAUAUCCCAAACGGCUUAUUUCGAGCACACACAAAAAAGUAAGUCGGUGUAUUUUGUAUAUCUGUCUGAUACACGUGUAAAUAUAGGCAACCCCGAACAGAAAAAAGGAAGUCGUUAAGAAGGAGGAAAUCUCGGUAACAAAAAAGGUGAACAUUCUGAACAUAUGUAUUCAGUAGAGACACACAAAAACCGGAGCCAAAAUAAGGAAAGCAAAUCUAGGAGCUAUGAAUAUUUACUGGAAGCUGGGAUUAAAAUAUAUUUGAUAUCAAGGAAGGCGCACGGCAAAGAAAAAAAAUGUGGGCAGAUCUACAAGCUCUAAAUAAUGAUCAUUGGAAAAAAAAAAUCAAGGAAAAGUGCUACAGUCUGAACGUGUGGUUUGUUGAAUAGGAAAUUAUUCGUUUCUUGGGAUUUGUGAGCUUCUUCGGGUGGAGAUUAUUGAAAUAAUGAUAGCUUUUUAAAAUAAGGGUUUCCUGCAUACAUUUGAAAAUAAAUUUGAUUGGAACUUGUUGCAUGACGGAAAAACAAAACAAUCUUGUUUUUUUGGGAGAAUAACUAAGCCAGUGAAUGUACUUUUUUUUAAGUUUGUGACAAAACCAUUAGCAUAAUUGCAAAAAGAAACUUCAUAUGUUUAUGUUUUCUUAUGUUUUCUUCUUAAUAAAUGUCAUAAUUCCAUGCAAUUCCAUGUCAAAUAGGGAAUCGGAUGUACCCAGAGGGUUACUAAAGACAGCCAUCUUGGGGGUUGAGAUUAAUAUCACGCGCAAUCUGCGCACAGUAAAAACAAAAAUAUUUUUUAUUCAUAUUUAUUUUUUUAAAUAACAUUAUUUCUGAUUUACUGUAUUAAAAGUCAAAAUACAUAGAACUUCAGUUAAAUGUAUCAUGUGAUAAAAGUACAACUUUAAAUGUAGUUAUCGGCCAGAUGUGUCCUAAAGGUGAAGCCGUUGAUCAUUCUCGAAGAAAGUUGAUCAUCACUCUAAAAUUUUCUGUAUUGAAUUCAAUUUUACGAAUUUCAUCACCAAAAAGGAUCAGCAUGUGCCGGUUGUUGUCUUCUUGAAACCACUGAAGGAAUUUUUGAUCUAAAUCAAUUGUGCUUCAAAAUUUAUAUAAUUUUGUGGCACAGUCAUUGGCAAUCAUUGAUUUAUGACGAUUUCCAUAACUUAGCAAGGAAUGGGAUGAUCGUUACAAAAAGGAAUCAGCAUGUGUAGGGCACUAUUCUUAACAACUUGUAGAAGGAAUUUUGUCAAAUUAUUGAUAGCGACGCAAAAUUUAUAUCUUUGGUCGAAAAAUCAUGGCAAUGAUGUAAGUCUUCACGUUAAGGAUCCCUACUUUAGCAGUUUAUUUUGCACAAAAAUUGAGAAAAAAAAAAUAAUUUUUCAUGAAAAAAAAAUCAGUUUCUUUCCAUUUCAUACCAGAAGUUUUAGUACUUUUUAACAGUGCGCAGUUGAUUUGUUUUGGUUCCGUAAUAACAGCUGUUCUUUUGUUCUGGCUUUGUUUUGGUGUCGUAAAUGACUGUUCCCUUUUGUUCUGGUGCCAUAAUUGACAGCUGGUGAUGGCUGCGGUGGAGCUACCUGUAGGGAGAUAGAAAUUCCAAGGUUAUUUUCAAAAUAAUAAGCAAUGUAAAUCAGUGUAUUUCAUAAAUUAUUUUUUUUUCAUUCAAUUAUAGAUCAUUGUUUAAUAGCUGAAAGAUUCUUUUAGAAAAUUGAUUUUUAUUAUAUAAAUAAAGCAUUCCUUCCCGAAAAUUUAUAAAAUAUCGGUAUCUAAAGCAUAAAUCAUUCAUAAUUCUUCCUGGGUAUGCCCAUUAGGGUGUAAUAUCAAAAUCGAUUUUCCAGCACAGCACUUUUCCAGUUCCUUUUGGGGUCCUAAACAACUCCCCAAAGUUUGGGCAUGAUUGGUUUAGUCCUCACUUUGCGCAAAGCGAUUCAAUUUUCCAUAUAAAUUUGUAUGGGAAAAACCAUUUUUUUGAAUUUUGAAAUUUAUAAAAUCCACGUUUCAAGCUGUACUAAAUCCGGAUUCAUAUUCGGAUGCUCUGAAAGGUGCUCUACGGUGAACCUCGUUGGAUAAAAACGAAGAGUGCUGAAAUAGUAGAUUAUGCAACACGUUGCAAAAAGAGGAUUUUUUCAGCACGAGUCGUACAUUUAUCCAACGAGGUUCACCGAGUUGGAUAAAUACGAAGAGUGCUGAAAAAAUCAAGUUUUGCAACGAGUUCCAUACAACAUUUUUUGCAAUUCCAAAAAACACACACUGAGUGAAAUUUUAUGUCAAAUUUUCAUGUAUUUUGUCAAUAAAUCGUUUAAAUCAAAAAAAUGUUGAAAAGUGUUACUUUUCGAAACAAGUGCUGAAAAGUUCAACUUUUCAGCACCCAUUUGAGUGCUGAUAAGUAGAACUUUUCAGCAUUUAUUUUGAAAAGUGUUGCUAUUCGAUUCUGUUAUUUUUGGUACAGAAAAGUAGGCUAUUUCGUCGUUCAAGAAUGACAGGAAAAGUGAGUAGUUUCUCGACAGAAUUGCAAAAAAUAAAGUUUUGCAACGAGUUCCAUACAACAUUUUUUGCAAUUCCAUAAAACACCCUUUGAGUGAAAUUAUAAGUCAACUGUUUAUGUAUUAUGUCAAUAAAUCGUUUCUUUAUUUAUUUAUUUUUUUUUUUUUGAAAAGUAUUACUUUUCAAAACAAAUGCACCCAUUUCAGUGCUGAAAAGUAGAACUUUUUAGCAUUUAUUUUAAAGUGUUGCUAUUCAAUUCUGUUAUUUUUGGCACAGAAAAGUAGGCCAUUUCGUCGUUUAAGAAUGACAGGAAAAGUAAGUAGUUUCACGACGGAAUUGCAAAAAAAAACUUUUUGCAAUACUGCCCGUCGGAAAUUUACCUAAAUUAAAAUGAUUAUAAAAAACUUGAACAUGGUAUAAAAAUACUAAACACAGAGGAAUGCAGUUCAAAUUAUUUUUUGCUUAUUACAUAUUUUUAUUACAUAUAUUUAUUAAAAUUUUGAUGUUUUUGUUUAAGUCAUUGUUUUUUUAAUAAAAAAAUGUUUUUUGUCAGCAACUGUAAACAAAUCGAUUGAUUUGUUUUGGUGAAUUAUUUAACUAAUUGUUAUGCAAAAAUUUCCAUCAAAUUUACUUUUAUUAAUUUAUUUACAGUGCCAUUCCGGAUGGAACUUGUCACUUUAUAUGUUCAUAGUGAUUUUUGACCCGCUUUCUAUAGGAAAAGGGGUUCCAUAACAGGCAAAAAUACUUGAUUAUCAAAUGGGACUUCAGAUUUCUUUGUGUUGUGCGAAGUGUUCCAAAAAAGUGCCUAAAAUUUUCAAAACUUUAAAAAAAAUACUCGUCCAAUAAUGGUUGAAAUACACCAUCUUGUUUCCAGAAUUCCGAAAAUUUGCUAGCAAGGAUGAACCAAAAGAAAAUAGUUUCAAAAUUUUACCCCUCGACAUUAUCCAAAAAAACUAACUUAAUCCACCUAUGUGGUUGGAGUCUUCCUCACUUAUUACUAGAGGUGGGCAAAACCGCUCUUUUUUAGGAGCCGCUCAUUUUCGUUCGCUCACUAAAAAGAGCCGCUCUUUUUCAAAAUUUGGAUAAAAAAGUUAUUUUUAAGAAUUGUGUGAUUUUGCGAACUCUUUUCUAAAUUCUCAUUUCAUCGAUGAAGUCUAUAAACACUGAAGUUAAAUCAGGCAAGAGAUUUUUUUUCCAUAAUCUCUCAGCUUUUUAGUAGAUUUUUGGUAAUAUUUUACAAGCUAUGCAAUUUUAAAUUCUAAAAUUUGUAUUCGGAUAAUACUUUUUUGCAAUUCCACUGUGAAACUGUCAACUUUUCCUGCUCUUCUGGAGAAACGAAACGGCCUACUUUUCUCUACCAAAAAUAACAGAAUGGAAAAUUAAUACCUUUCAAUAACAGUGCUGAAAAGUUCUACUUUUCAGCACUAGUAUCGAAAAGUAACAUUUUUCAAUAUUGUUUUGUUUUGAACGAUGAAUUUACGAAACACAUGAAUGUUUGACAUAAAAUUCCAUUAAAUAAGCGUUUUUAGGAAUUGCAAAAAAUGUUGUAAGCAACUCGUUGCAAAACUUAUUUUUUUCAGCACUCGUCGUAUUUAUCCAACUCGGUAAACCUCGUUGGAUAAAUGUACAACUCGUGCUGAAAAAAUCUUCUUUUUGCAACUUGUUGCAUAAACUACUAUUAUGUACGAUCAGUAAUAUAAAGAAAAGCUUUUUCAUUUUGUUUAGAAAAUCGUGUUCUUUUGGAAUUUCAAAGAAAAGUAGGAAACUGAGAAUAAGUUUGAAAAAUUUAAAGUGGUGUUUGGCAGCAAUGCUAUUUUGGGAUAAAAUUAAAAAUAAAUUGUUAGGAGCGGCCGUGGCUGACUGGUCACGGUGUUCGCUUUGUAAGCGAAUGGUCCUGGGUUCGAUUCCCAUCUGCUCCCAACGAGAAAGUAUAGGAAAUAUAAAUCAUGAAACUCUGAACAUGAAUGAAAAAUCAAAGUCGCUCAAGUCGGGGUUCGAUCCCCCGUCCUUUGGAUUGGUAAGCAAAAAUGCUUACCACUAUGCCUUCGCGACUUGGUGAGCUAUGAUUGGAAUUAGGAAUGCUGUUACUAUCAACUAUAUACGCGCUGGGUUCUUGUCCAUUUGACGGAAGUUUUAAAUAACGUUUGAAUCCGAUUGGUCCAAACGUUCUUCAGGGCGGGGCUUGUCGAUAAAGCUGAAGUACCUCGCGCUCGGCUAGCCAGCGUAGAAAUGGGUCACUGAAGCUCGGCAGAGCUAACACCUUCCAAAUGCCACACACAAAAUUAAAAAAUAAAUUGUGGGAUUGAGAAUUGCAUUUUCAAUUUUAAAAACAAAUUUUGAGAUGCAGUUUAUUCGCCAUUCGAUAAAUUAUAUUUAUAACAAGUUUAAAAAUCAUUUUAUCUUGGAACGGUUCAUUCAAAAGACCAGAGUUUAAAAAAGAUCCGCGGUUCUUUUUUUGUGAGCCAUGGUUCGUUCGCUCUUUUUAGUGAACCGGCUCUUUGAGCGGCUCGCUCUUUUUUUGCCCACCUCUACUUAUUACCAACAAUGGCUGAUAUGAAAUUUCAUCUCUUUCAGAUACAAAAAUUUCAUCUCUUUUUUAGAUCCGGAGUAAAAAAGUACAUCAAUAUCACUUAAGUGUAUAUAUCUCAGGACAGGGUUGCCAGAUCUCCAAUGUUUUGAACUCGUUGGAAAGGUCUUUUGAUAACCUAUCCAACGAUGGGUCGGAUGGUGGAUCCGGACAUAGUUUACAUACAUUUAAGUGAGAUCCGGAUAUAUGUGAAAACACCUUUUUAUACAUAACUUUUGAACUACUUAUCAAAACUUCAAUCUGUAUAAAACUCGAUCUAUGGGACCCUAAACCAAGUCGAAUGCAACAAAUUCGGGUCAAAUCGGUUCAGCCAGUGCCGAGAAACAUGAGCUAGUUUGUUGGUCACAUACAUACAUACACACACACAUACACGCACACAUACACACAGACAUUUGUUCAGUUUCCGAUUCUGAGUCGAUAUGUAUACAUGAAGGUGGGUCUACGACGUUUUGAUUCAUAGUUCAUUUUUAGAGCAGGAUUAUAGCCUUACCUCAGUGAGGAAGGCAAAAAUACACCGUAAAUUAAUGGAACACCUCAAAAUAUCCCACAAUCUUUGAGGAAAUUUCGCUAAAACCAUCUUCUUAGAAAACAAAAUCGUUGCAAAAAAUCAUUCACCCUCAUGGAUUACUUCCCCUCCAAUUCAUCUUGCAAAAUCCAACACUGUGGGCCACACUCCUUAGACAGACACUUCCGGACAUCAGCAGCGUUGGCGAUGAUUCACAUGAACGCCGUUUUUCCUUCCGUUUUGAGAAGGUUGAACCGAUUUCGUUUCAAAGAUUAAGGUGAAAGAAGCAGGCAAGUGAGCAGCAAAUUUCCGCUUUUCUUCAAAACUCAACCACCGCGGAAGGGGGAUUUGGUGGCUGCCUUUGGCUACAUAUUUAUGAGGAUUGACUUUUUUGUGAGACUUUUCAGAUCGAUUAGUUUUUUCUUCUUGUUGGAGUUUUACAUCAUGUUACAUCAAAAGGAACAUCGCAGGGAAAUCCCUAACGGUAACGAAGGGAAAUCUUCUUUUGUGAAUCUUUUUU